AUGGCUUCGUUCCCCGAGUCGGAUUUCCAGAUCUGCCCGCUGUGCAAGGAGAUGUGCGGCUCGCCGGCUCCCAUCUCCUCCAACUCGUCCACCUCGUCGUCUUCCUCGCAGACCUCCAACUCGUCCGGAGGGGGGGGGAGGAGGAGGAGGAGGAGGGGGCGGCGCCUGCACGUCCUGCCUUGCUUGCACGCCUUCUGCCGCCAGUGCCUGGAGGCGCAGCGCCACCCAGCCGCGGGGGACUCGCUCAAGCUGCGCUGCCCUAUCUGCGACCAGAAGGUGGUGAUCUCGGAGCCGUCGGGCAUGGACGCGCUGCCCUCCUCCAACUUCCUCCUCAGCAACCUGCUCGACGUGGUCGUCGUGGCCGCCGCCGCCGAGGACCAGAAGAACAACGGGCGGCCCGGCGGCCCGGGAGGCGGCGGGGGCAGUAACAGCAGCACCAACAACCGGCACCACAACCCGCGCCAGCAGCAAGCGCAGCAGCAACAGCAGCAGCAUCGCACCUCGGCCGGCGGCUCCUCGCCCGGUUCCGCCGCCGGCUCGGCGUCGUCGGGAGGAGGAGGCGGCGGCGGCUCCUCGCUGCUGCUCCGGCGGCCGCACAGCCGGCAGGGCGAGCCCCGGUGCAGCUCGUGCGACGAAGGCAACGCUGUCAGCUCCCGCUGCCUCGACUGCCAGGAGCACCUGUGCGACAACUGCGUGCGCGCCCACCAGCGCGUCCGCCUCACCAAGGACCACUUUAUCGAACGCUUCGGCCCCGGACCGGCCGCCUCGGUGGGGCCCGGCGCUGCCGCCGCCCAGCUCGCCCUCAGCCAGCCCUACUCCGCCGCGCCUUACAACAUCCUCUCUGUGUUCCCGGACAGGGUGAACUACUGCCAACACCACGACGACGAGGUGCUGCAUUUCUACUGUGACACUUGUUCUGUUCCUAUCUGUCGGGAAUGCACCAUGGGACGACAUGUGGGUCACAGCUUUAUCUACCUCCAAGAUGCGCUGCAGGAUUCCAGAACACUUACCAUUCAGCUACUAGCAGAUGCUCAACAAGGACGCCAGGCCAUUCAGCUGAGUAUUGAGCAAGCUCAAGCAGUAGCAGAGCAAGUUGAGAUGAAGGCAAAGAUGGUACAAUCUGAAGUAAAGGCUGUGACCUCUAGACACAAGAAGGCCCUGGAAGAAAGGGAGUGUGAGCUGCUGUGGAAGGUGGAAAAAAUCCGCCAAGUGAAGGCCAAGUCUCUCUACCUGCAGGUUGAAAAGUUACGUCAGAACUUGAACAAGUUAGACAACACCAUCAGUGCAGUUCAGCAGGUUCUAGAGGAGGGCCGGAACAUGGAUAUCCUCUUGGCUCGAGACCGUAUGCUCGCUCAGGUACAGGAGCUGAAGAACAUCAGGGGCUUCUUGCAGCCUCAGGAGGAUGACAGGGUCAUGUUCACUCCACCGGACCAGGCACUGUAUAUGGCCAUCAAAUCUAUGGGGUUUGUCAGCAGUGGGGCCUUCGCUCCUCUGACCAAAGCCACAGGUGAAGGUCUCAAACGUGCACUGCAAGGCAAAGUGUCCUCUUUCACAGUGAUUGGUUAUGACCACGAUGGGGAACCUCGCCUUUCUGGGGGAGACAUGCUCUCAGUUCUGGUGAUGGGGCCUGACGGAAAUCUUUUUGGAGCAGACAUUUGUGACCAGCAGAAUGGAACUUAUCUUGUCAACUACAGGCCUCAGCUGGAAGGGGAACACCUGAUAUCUGUCAUGAUGUGCAACCAGCAUAUAGAAAAUAGCCCAUUCAAAGUCAUGGUUAAAUCUGGGCGCAGUUAUGUUGGCAUUGGACUGCCAGGGCUUUGCUUUGGUAGUGAGGGGGACAGUGAUGGCAAGCUGUGUCGUCCCUGGGGCGUUAGCGUAGAUAAGGAAGGUUAUAUCAUUGUUGCUGAUCGCAGCAACAAUCGCAUCCAGGUCUUUAAGCCCUGUGGUGCUUUCCACCACAAGUUUGGCACCUUGGGCUCGAGGCCCGGCCAGUUUGAUCGGCCAGCUGGCGUCGCCUGUGACUCCUCCCGGAGGAUUGUUGUGGCAGACAAAGACAAUCAUCGCAUCCAGAUCUUCACUUUUGAUGGCCAGUUCAUUCUAAAGUUUGGGGAGAAAGGAACCAAGAAUGGUCAGUUUAAUUAUCCAUGGGAUGUAGCAGUAAACUCAGAAGGCAAAAUCCUGGUGUCUGACACAAGGAAUCAUCGGAUUCAGUUGUUCGGGCCUGAUGGAGUGUUUCUGAAUAAAUAUGGUUUUGAAGGGGCGCUCUGGAAGCACUUUGAUUCCCCGAGGGGCGUAACAUUCAAUCAUGAAGGCCAUCUGGUAGUGACAGAUUUCAACAAUCAUCGUCUUCUGGUCAUACAUCCCGACUGUCAGUCAGCGCGCUUCCUUGGCUCCGAAGGUACAAGUAAUGGCCAGUUUCUGCGUCCACAAGGUGUGGCAGUAGAUCAGGAAGGCCGUAUCAUUGUGGCAGAUUCCAGGAACCAUCGUGUGCAGAUAUUUGAGCCGAAUGGUAGUUUUUUAUGCAAAUUUGGCACUCAGGGAAGUGGCUUUGGUCAGAUGGACCGUCCUUCAGGUAUUGCAGUCACCCCAGAUGGCAUGGUUGUUGUGGUUGACUUUGGAAACAAUCGAAUUCUCAUCUUCUGAUCUUUGUUUAUCUGUACCAGGAAGAAACUGUCUCAGGGAAAAAUCCUUUUAAGAGAACGCAGAAUUACAACGCUAGUUCAAACCUACCUCAUCUUUAAUUUUUUUCAUAGAUGAAUGUACUUCCCUUUUUUAUCUGCAGGGAGUGAGCCUGUGAUGUUAUAAACUUUCUUAUCUACCUCAUUAUCUUUGUGUUCUUUACCUCCACAGUAUAUACAGUACAGUAUAAAACUACCCUCUUUUUCCCUGGAUGGGGCAUCACGCACAAAUAUGUUUUGUGUGCACAUUUAGGUGGUUUGUGUAGUGAAUUCUGUAGAUUCUGCCAGAAGAGCAAUGUGCUCAUUGUUAAAAACAAGAAAAAAAAGUAGCUUUAGAUUCUUUUAACUUCGUGUUCUGAUGAUACUGUGGGGGGAUUGAGGGUGGGUGAAGGGUUGUGUUUUUAGAUGCUGCUGCAGCAGAGAACUCUUUCCUCGUUCUCCUUUUUUAUACCUCAGUGCAUUUUGACUUACUGUUCAGCGUAGUGUCUCAUUUGUAGAAGAUGUCAAUUUCUCUUGUUUGCAAAAGUGGGAUGGGAUUCACCAGGAAAAGCUUAGGGUCGGCUUUAUUUGUUUUCCUAAUGUUUUGUUAUUUUGCAUGUGUAAUUUUUUUUUUUUAAAAAAAUGCAGUAACUCCACAACACAAACAAAACUGUUAAGAAAAUGCACAAAUGUUUUAAUAUGCUAAACUUCUUUGGGGUUUGGGGCCCUAAUCUGAAGGGUUCCAUGGUCAGUGUUGCUUGUGUGUGAAGGCCCUUGAGUCCCCCAUUUUUUUUGAAAGCAGCCCUUUCCCUCUAUGAUAGACAAACUGCUCCCAAAACUUGAGAAACUGAGAAGUGACCUGAUGCAGCAUGGGGAGCUGCUGCUGAUAUGCUGGGCGUGAGAGGGAAGCCCAGAAGAACUGAUGCACAAAUGCAAGCCCAAGCUCUCACCAAAAGGAGCUCUUUGGACUGCAGAACUGCUGUUGUUGAUUGUUAAAACUGAAUUCUUGUUUUAGAGCUUCUUUUUUUCAUCAUAGCCCAUUUUUUAAAAAGUUCUCUCUUUUCCUCCUCCUUUGCCAUGUAUAUAUGUUUAGUGAACAAGGCAAGCUUGUUUUUGCAAUGCACAUUAAGAGACAAUGAACCAACCAGUUGGGCUUUAAUGUUCCAUUUCUUCUGAAGAAGCAGAUUGUUUUUGAGGCUUGCAUUAAAGAAUUAACUUUUUUUUUAAAUGUAGCUUUAUCAAGAGAAGUGUGUAAUCUUUCAGCGACAAGUAACAGGAAGCACAAAUUUGGAAAUUCAGGGUGUUUCACAAGUCCCAGAUGAAGGAAAAUUGAUUGUAUUGACUCAUCUAAUUGAGUUGGCUUCCUGCUUCUGUCAGUCUUUCUCCUCUCCUCUCCCUCUUUGAAUGGAACAUCUGUGUCUUUCCAGAGCACCCUUGUGGCUUUCUCUGGUGGACUGGAGAUUAUGGGUGGAAAGAAAGCCACCAAAACUCUACCUCAUUGGCUCUAGCACCAAAGAAUGUCAUGUAAAAUGGGGGUGCAAGCUUCUUGAAACCAAAACAAGUGAGUGUCCUUUUUUUUUUUUAACAGCCACAGCAUUUAGCACUGAAGAAACCAAGUGUUCUUACAUGUCUGCAAGAAACUCCAUAUUUCAAAUUUUAUACCAAAUUAUAGGAAUGUGAUUCCUUUCAUGUUGAAUCUUUGAUCUCUCUGAUAGGCAUCCUCCCAUCUUGCUUCCUUCUGUGCUUGUCUGAGAGUAAGUCCCAUUGAUUUCACUAAGAACUUACUCCUGAGUAAGUGUGUGGUGGAUUGCAACUUGUGAUGCUGGGAUCCAACACAAGCUUACUUUGGGAAGAGAUUCAUAGGUGAUGCACUGCCUUCUCUCCAUCCUAACUGGGAAUCCAACAAUGCAUCCAUCAGCUUUCAUCCCUGGUGUUGUCUUCUGUUUCUGCUUCCAUUAAACAGAUGUUUUGAGUCUUUAGUGUGAAGUCUGAAAUGCCCUCUAACUAAUUUAGUCAGAGCUAGUAUAAUCAGGAUUUGUUCCAGUUGCACUUUUCACAUUUUCCUAGAGACUUUUUAGUUAUUAAGAAACUUGAACUCUGUCAAGUUAAUAGGCCUAUAGCCAGUAGAGAGCAGAGAACUUGCAGCCCUUUUUCUAAUACAUUUGGAGGACAUGAGGAGCAGACAGGUGAGAUUCUGAAUGUUCUUUAAGCAUUUCUUCUGCUUUAAAUCAGCUUGGUCAAGACUAUUUUUGUCUAGCCAACUCCUCUUUACAUACAAAUAUUUCAGGGUUCUGGUAAGGUCAGUAAGACAGAACUUAUUUUUCCAGUAAAAAAACCUCAGACCUAGAUAGUUUACAUUAUAUAACAUUUAGGUGUAGCCUCUAAGAACCAAUGCACACUUGAAAGUGGAGUCCUCUGACUCAUUUCUUUUUUCCUCAUGAAUGGUUACUCUUGGUGGUAGCCUGGAUAUGGAUGAGCAUAUUUCAACACCUUGAGGUUGAUCAUGUGCAAAGUAAUUUCUCUGAUAAAGAAAAAAAGUGGUGGGUCAUAUGGUAAAAUUCUCUUUGAGAUGAUGGUGUAGCUAUACCUAGCCUUUUCCCAUCACAAAUAAUAUAGUCCGUUACAAACCUGGCCCAUUCUGCUCAAAAGGGUGGGUUUUGUCCUGUGCUGGACACCACUAUGCAUGUUGGAAGUUAAUUGGAAGUUAUUUUUAUUGUUGGGUUUGGGAAAGGGGUAGGGUCAUACAGACUUCAUACAGUUCCUGUGUAUCACUGUAGACAAGAGUUUUCCCCACCUUCAUCUUCGAUGCUCAGUAUGAGAUCAUCCUGUAACUUUGGAAGGCACCCUAGGCUCUUCAAGUUGGAGUGUUUUGCUUGUGACUUGGGAAGGUGUGUAAAGGUUUGACUUUUCAGUUCUAGCUACCAAAGAUAAUUGGUUAAAAAGCUUUAAUUUUGGAAUUGACAGGCUCCCAUAAGGGUAUUGUAAGGCAGAUGCUUGGCUGCCUCUUCUAUUGAUGUCACCCUUAUUUUUCUGAUGGGCUUAUCUUAAAACAACUUAUUUCUAGUGUAUUGUUGUUUAAUAAAAAAUUCCCUUUGUGCCAUCCCAUUCCUUCACAUAGCAGAAAGCCACUGGUAGUGGAAUUUUGUUGAGUUUCAUGACUUUCUUCCUGUAUUUGUAGGAUAAGCUUCGGAGAAGCCAGAAAUCUCUAUGCUUGUUUAGAAGGAAUGUGGUGUUUUUUUCUUAAAUAGCCAUGCUGUUGACCUCUGUCUGCUGGGUUUUUUUGGCACAAAGCAAAAAAAAAAAACAAAAGCAACAAAACUUGAUACAUAUUUUCAGCUUUCAUAACAUAAAGCUUUUUUUUUCAAUGCUGCUGUUUGGCUAUCGAGAAUGACUCUUUUACAAUUACAGCUGUAAGUAGUGCAAAGCACGCUUGAUCCCUCUUGAAGUCUUUAUGUGGCUUUUGAUUUGGGAUUGUUUAUAAAACUAUGAAUCUAAGUUGUGUAAUAAUACAGGGAAAUGUAAUGCCAGUGCAUUGCAUCCCUUAGGGGCUUGGUUUUCAUUGGGUCUAGGACUAACAGGAUUCAAGUCCAUCUGUUUGCAUGUUUGAGAGGCUUUAGUGGGUCACUAAACACAAAACAAAGUUACCAAAAAGUAUGUAAGCAGAGAGGUCUGCAAGCAAGCUUCUAACUUGUGCUUAUUUUUCUUGUCUAAUGUAGUUUUCUAAGCUAUUAAACCUGAUUUAGGAUAAGGUGAGGUGACUCUUUACAAUUUCUAAAAUGUGGGCAGACCAACAGUUGUGCACUAAACACUUGCAAAGAAAUUUGAGCUGUGUUAUAAACUAUCCCUUUUUUGCUCUGUCCCAAAUGUUUUCCAUCAAAGUCACACUGUUGUUUCAGUUGUAUAAAUCCAGUCUUGUUGCUACCAAAUAGUCUGCUAACCAAAGUCCCCCCCCCCCUUUUUUUUUUUUUUUUGCUGAGGGCCCAAAACGAAGCUAAAUAGCAGCACCUUCAGGUUAUAAACUCACUACCCUGGAGUAUAACUUCUUUGGGGAAACCUUCAAGGACACACUGUGGUGGGGACCUGAAAUAUCCUAUAAAUAAUAAGUCAAACUGAAUCAGAUAUGAGAACAAGGAAGGCACUUCCUUUGUGGCAUUCUGCUGGAAUUUCACGAGAUUGGUGCAGUCUCUUUUAGUUAGUUAAGCCAAAAUUAAUUUAUUGAAGAGAGGUUUCUGCUUGAUUUAGCCAUAUCUGAUUUCUUUUGAAGAUCAGAUUUCCUGUGUUGAGUUCUGGUUUAAAUUAAAAAGUGCCAAAGCAUUUUGUGUUUUGUUUUUUUAAACUGAGUAUAUCCAAAUAGUGCCAAAAGGUAAUAGGGUAUUUCUUUAAAAAAAAGUUUAGACACACAGAAUCUGGAACUGUGUUUAAGAGUAAAACACUGGUACUUGCGUUAGACAAACACUGUUUCUGAUCCUAGAGUCCUUGGGAAACCAACAGAACCCAGUUUGCUGUGGUACAGGAUGUUUGAACAAAGUAUAUGUAAAGUUCUACCUCACUUCAGAAAAGAAGCAAACAUCUACCUCAAAUUUAGCAUUGAAGUCAUAGAAGAAAGUGGUUUUUCAGUAUGAGAAAAGGGAUUGAGUAUAAGUAGCAUAAUAUGGUUCCCCCCAGUAGAUACACAAUUUAAAUAUAUUUAAACUUGAUGACUUUACAUGUGGCUGCCUUUCCUUACAAAUAUUUGGCUGGUCAUACUAAAAGUGUAAAUAAGAGAAAUUUUGGAAAUCUCAGACAAAUUUAUUGAUAAUCCUUCAUGAACUGAUGUUCUCUGGGAAUUAUACCAUUCUCAUAUCUUUCAGUAUUAUUGGCUGACAUGGUGAACAUAUUCUUUAGUAGCGGCAGAGUUCUCUGGGACCACAGGUCUCUUUUCUUCAAGAGAAAAAUAACUGGAUUUUGUUUGUAUCUAAUUUGUUUUAAAAAAAUUGGAUGAGGGCAGGAGGACCCAAUAUGCUUUGGGUCGGAACUUUCCUUUACCAGUGAGACUUCAUUUAAAAAAUACAAUAUUCUCCAACUUUUUUUUUUUUAAGACUGAGGGGAUUUAGAAUGAGUUAUUUUCUGUUGGCACAACUGGCAGUAUGAAAACGUUCAUCGCUAGAGGCUGCUUAAAUUGGGCUAUUGAAGGGACUUCCAUCUACUGCUUCCCAUAUUCAGUAUAGCUCAAAAAGAAGCACACAAUUGCAUUAUUGGGAGGGGAGAAUCCUUAUCCCCCUAUUGUUCCUCAGUCUUACUGUUCAAGCAAUGAGUUGGAGAAGACAGGUACAGAAAACCACUAAUGAUUAUCAUGUGUUGAGUUUGCCAGGUGUUGACAGUGGUAGAUGUACCUAUCUUGUGUAUAUAUAAAGUGAUCUUACGGGUUAACAAGCCAAAGACUGGCUGUCAUUGGUGGGGGUUUUUCCCUCCAUCAUUGUUAAAACAGUACAUUGUUCUUCAGGAAGAUUUUGUUUUUUAAAAAAGCUUUGUGUAUCUGUAUGGUCUUAGACCUCUUCCAUGAUUGUAUCAACUUACAAACUCAGGUUGCCUUUUUAUUUUGUUUGUGAAGCUCCUUUUGUCAGGGCUUUGGUAACUGAAUGUUAACUGUAUGUAGUAGAAUAGAUGGCUUUCUGUAAGCCAGCAAACCAGUAAAUUUCUUGGUAGCUUUCUAGAAUGCUUCUCAGUCUACGUAGUUUUCUUUCCCAGGGAGAGAUAUUGUUUUUAGCACCCUCCCUUUAAGACAAGAUUUUUUUUUAAAACAGUAGUUAAUGUAAUGUGUGCUUUGUCACUCAGACUGUUUUGAGGUGACUUUUAAAAACUAUAAAUGAUGCUUCUUGUGUUGUGCCUCACCUGUUGUAUAUCUGCUUAGGGUAAUUCUGUACUUUUAAAAGUACCAUUGGUUCAACAUGCCUUUUUUUAAAAAAAAGCAUUUCAAAUACUUUUCUGUGCCUCAACACUAAGUGGAUGGUCUAAGACCAAAAGAAAACAUCCAAAAAUCAGCAUGGAAAAAUAAACUCUUGCAGACUACACCCCCCCUCCCCCAAGAAAAAUUGGUUGUUAUGUCCAAAUUAUUUAAAUAAGAUUUUUUUUGUUGCUUUUGAAAAUACUUCAGCAUACCACUGAAGAGUGCUUCAGAAUUCUUCCUGAAUCUUUUGGCCCUUUCAGGGAAGUCUUCUGAGAAUAUUUCCCUGUGGCUGAUUUGUCCAGGGGCCUAGGUAACAACUCUCCUCCUCUUUCUAGCUUUUAACUCUUAUUCUUGCAAAAAAACCCAAAAACGAUGAAGUGACCAUCUUGGUCAAUGUUUUUAUCCUGUCCUGCUGCUCCUUUUGCAAUGAGUUCUUCUCUUCCAAGAGCUGGGCAGGCUGGUCUUCAUCUCUGGUAUGGCAGUUUGAAGAAACCUCCUCUAGGCACUGCUUUAAGUUACUAUUUCUCUUUGGUACUUCUUUAAGAGGGCAUCAUCAUCUAGAACUUCAUUUACUUUGGGGGCUAUUUUUCAUCUUUGCUGUUCUAGCAAACUGAAGGGUGCUUAACAUCUCUUCCAAAGAUACUGGAGUAACUGUACAGAUUAUAGCAAUUGUAGCAUUCCCACCAAGUCUAUAAAAUUCGUAUAAGUUUACUGCCUUUGUAAUUUAUGAAGUCUCCAGACUGACCAUCACAAUGUUUCUUGUGAGAAACCAUGAGAGCAACAUCACACUUUGAAUUGGAAGCAUCAGUCUUUUCUUUGUUUUCAGUUAUUCUGAAGCUCAUAUGAGAAAGGCUGCUUCUUGCACUCAUCUUUGUCUCCCCAUAGCAGGUUUUUUUUUUUUUUUUUUUUGCUGUUUUGUAGCCAGCUCAUAACUUGUUCUGGAGAAACCACCAUCUCUUCAAUCAGAUCUUCCACAUAAAUGUUCCUACAGAUGUCUUCCCAAACUACAAGAGGUUUUUUCUUCAUGAUGCAGCUACACAGGUCUUUUAUUGUCUUGUUAUAUAUGAGAUGUGGAGCAAGAACUUCCUAUCUGGAAUUCCACAGGUUGUCUUAAAGACAUCUUCAAUUGCCAUAGGUAAAAUUCCUGGGAAACUCUUUGUUCCCAAUGUUGUAUAAAUUUUGCUUGAAGCCGUCUGGCCAUAUGCGAAAAAUAGUGCCAAUUAUAUCCUUGAACAUAUUUUAUAAUUGGCUCAGCCACCCCUUCAUAAACUUCAGCAGUACUUUCUUCCAAAUGAAAUAAUAAAAUGUGAGUGAAGGACUUUGUUCCAUCCACCUGAGACAAAUUGUAUUCCUCACUUUUCCAGGCAACAACAAUUUCUUUACCCCCCAGGUCUGCAUUCUCUUCACACAGUCACAUCCCCCUUGUCAUCAAUUUCACUGGCUUUCCAAGCCUCCCUGAAAACUAAUGGCAUCCAUUAGGAAGCAAAGUCAAAGUCUUGCAAGAAAAGCAGUAUUUUGAUGUGUGGAGUUGAGCAAGAACAAAAUUUCCCCUCUUCAAUUUGAAGCCUCUUUUUAAAAAGCUGUUGUUCUGAACAUUUUGUGGCAGACAGUAGAGUACAGCAGGACAGGUGAGGCACAAACUUUGUUCAAACAGGCUUAAAAUGUUAGUUUUGUGUGUUCAAUGGAGGCUUCUGAAUGUAUCUUUGUGGUCCAUGGAGAAGGCUGAAGGAGGUAGCAAGGAGACGAUGUAUCAGCUACUGGCAGCCUUAAAACAAAGUCAUUGUCUCUCUGGACUUUAAAAUGUUUCUAUGCAGUUUUUUUUAUUUUUGUUUAAUCAAAUAAAUGUGAGUUUCACUUC
Messenger RNA from Heteronotia binoei (common prickly gecko), 10441 nucleotides. It is a transcript of the gene TRIM71, whose product is annotated as tripartite motif containing 71. NCBI's taxonomy places the organism in Eukaryota, Metazoa, Chordata, Lepidosauria, Squamata, Gekkonidae. The record is from RefSeq and is a predicted model, not a curated record. The coding region runs from base 1 to 2643 and encodes 880 amino acids. Gene Ontology annotation, molecular function: protein binding; zinc ion binding; ubiquitin protein ligase activity. Gene Ontology annotation, biological process: protein polyubiquitination; proteasome-mediated ubiquitin-dependent protein catabolic process. The transcript has 5 exons.